Molecule: messenger RNA, 1296 nt
Organism: Patella vulgata (common limpet)
Lineage: Eukaryota; Metazoa; Mollusca; Gastropoda; Patellidae
Product: probable glutathione S-transferase 5
Exons: 6
Coding region: 228-845 (205 amino acids)
Biological process (GO): glutathione metabolic process
Molecular function (GO): glutathione transferase activity
Source: RefSeq, a predicted model, not a curated record
GUCGCCCUUUAUUUUAAAGGCGACGCGAGACGAGGAAAGUGGCUCAAAUAACACACCAUAGCAACAUGACUUGCAAAACUAUUCGAGGAGAAUCAUAAGUAAACAUACACUUGUCUCUAUGAAUAUAUAUACCAGUAGUUGGAGCGAACUAGUACAUUGUCAUCGUAUGAAAGACUUAACACACACGCUCUCACCAGAUUUGAAGAUAUCAUCAAUCAAAAGUCAAAAUGGGGAAGAAAUAUGUCUACCAUUAUUUUAAUUUGAAAGGAAGAGGCGAAACUCCAAGACUUAUUUUUGCCGCUGCUGGGGUUGAAUAUACAGAUGACAGAGUUGAAUUUUCUGAUUGGCCGAAAGUAAAAGGAUCAACUCCUCUCGGUUCCUUACCAUAUUUGGAAGUAGAUGGACAGAAAAUUCCAGAAAGUGUUGCUAUUGCUAGAUAUCUAGCCAACGAAUUCGGAUUACUUGGUAAAUCUAAUCUAGAUAAGGCAAAGAUUGAUGUUUUAGUAGACCAGAUGAUAGCAAUCAGAGAAUCAAUGGUCGUAUUGAAAAAUGAACAAGGUGAAGCUAAGAAAGCCGAGUUGAUGAAGAAAUUCAACGAAGAACAGAUACCAAAAUGUUUUGGAUAUAUAGAAAAAACUUUAUCGGAAAAUUCAAGUGGAUUUCUUGUCGGUAAUAAGUUGACGUGGGCUGAUUUGGCGUUGAUAGAUUUAGAUGCUAUGCUUGGUAAUUUUGGAAAUCCAAUCAACUUAGACAAAUUCCCUAAAGUCGCAGCUCAUCGAAAACAAGUUGAAGCCUUACCUCGGAUAUCUAAAUAUCUAAAAAAUAGACCCGUCACACCAUAUUAAUAUUAUGAUUACGGAUCUCGUUGAUUGACAGGGGGUGAGGGUGGCGCAGGUGCUCGUUGUUAAUUAAUGUGAAUUGUGACAAUUAUUAGACCCGAUUUCACCAGCUACAUCACCCCAAUCUUCAGAAUAUAACAGAUUUACACGAAUAAUAACAAAAAAAAAUAAUUUAUACUGUUAUUUAGGUGGUUCCCGGGUCCCUAGAGCCCCAACCUGUACCCGUCAGCUCCCAUGGUUGUUUGAUAUAUUUUCGUGUAUUGUAGCCCGAAAUCACCCCCUUUCACUCGAUUGUCACUAAUUGGGAUUGGAGAAUUCAAUUCCGGAAUGUCAAAUCGGAUAUUCCAACUAUGUUGUAUAGAUGCGUACAAGUGCCCCCCACCCUCUACCCCCACCCCCAUGGCUUCGUUUACUUGAUAUCUGUACACCAUCAUUUUAUCUCUUUUAAAUUCACAUA